AUGCUCAGCCUCGCCAACGCUACUGCGCCGAAUACCGGCAAGAAGAGGCAGCUGUGUUUGGAACAGGGACCACUUGGCGCCUGCGUCGAUUCUAAAAGGCGUCGAUGUGAAACCAGCGACAAACUCGCAAAGUCUAUCGCAGUUCCGGCAGCCGCAUUAUCCGCCUUGGAAAUGUCGGAAGUUUCAAGCGCUAGAGAGCAGCUUUCUGAGGAAGAGCUAUACCGGGGCCGCAAAAGAUGGAGAGCAGGUAGUGAGCCGCUUGAUUGGGAUAACGUGAAGUGGUGCCUGGGUGAUAGCAUGGUCGCGAGCUUUGAGGACAACCCCGAGAAACUCGGAGCUGAAUCUACGAUGAAAGCAUCGACUUCGGAUCCAUAA
Molecule: messenger RNA, 375 nt
Organism: Trichoderma asperellum CBS 433.97
Lineage: Eukaryota; Fungi; Ascomycota; Sordariomycetes; Hypocreales; Hypocreaceae
Source: RefSeq, a predicted model, not a curated record